UCGCUUUUCUCGCUCCGUGUCUCGAUGGGCGCAGAAAGGAGGAACAUGUCCGCCGUGCAGCUGCUGCGGGUGUCGGUACAUGAGCGGAUCAGCGCUGCGGCUGAAGACUUUCUGCUGCAGGUGGAGAAAGGAGGAGAAACGGCUCAAGUCCCGUCGCUGAGAGCGAUGCUAACCGAGCGGCUAACGGUAGCGGCUGAGGAGAUCCUCGCGGUGAUUGCGGAAACCGUGGCAGAGUACGAAGACAGAGCGGAGCAGUCAGAGCUGGAGAUCUGCCGCCAGAGGAGGCUGCUCGAUGCCGUGAUGAAACCCGAAGUCCGGCUGCACAGAGCAGACAUCCUGCAACUGGUGGUGACUAAAGAAGAGGUUCCCUCUGAGCAGCAGCAGUGGAGCUCCCAUGUGUACCAGGAGGACCCAGAGCCCCCCCACAUUAAAGAGGAACAGGAGGAACCGUGGACCAAUCAGAAGGGAGAGCAGCUUCAACAACUGGUGGAGGCUGAUAUGAAGUUCUCAUUGACUCCUGUCACUGUGAAGAGUGAAGACGAAGAGAAACUUCUUUUUACACAGCUUCCUCAGACUGAGGAGGACAGUGCAGACAGUGGAGGCCCAGAACCAGCCAGGAACUCAGGUCCUGAUGGACAUUUACAACCAGAUCCUGAGGACCAGAAUGAAGACUCCUCUGGGACUGAAAACUCUUCUGAGACUGAAGUCAGUGAUGAUGAUGAUUGGAUGGAGACCAGGGAACCUCUGUCUGGUUUAAAUACAACAAAUAACAAACUAAGCGAUAUGAGAUGUAAAACUGAUGAGAAAUCAUUUAGAUGCUCUGAGUGUGGUAAAACAUUUAACCGAAACUACAAUCUGAAGAAACAUAUGAGGGUUCAUACACGAGAGAACCCCUUUAGUUGUUCUGAGUGUGGUAAAAGCUUUAGACAUGAGACCUACCUUACUACACACAUGAGAAGUCAUACAGAGGAGAAGCCCUUUAGUUGCUCUCAGUGUGAUAAAAGAUUUUCCCAUGAUUGUUAUUUAAAGCGUCAUGUGAGAAUUCAUACGGGAGAGAGACCAUUUAGUUGCUCUGAGUGUGGUAAAACAUUUAGACUAAAGGGCCUUCUAACGCAACAUAUGAGAAGUCAUACAGGAGAGAAACCAUUUACUUGCACUCAGUGUGGUAAAACAUUUCGUAAUAGGGGCAUUCUAAAUAUUCAUGUAAGGAGUCAUUCAGAUGAAAAACCCUUUAGUUGCACUCUGUGUGGUCAUACAUUUAGAGCAAUUGCUGGUUUAAAGAGACAUAUGACAAGUCAUACAGGAGAGAAGCCAUUUAGUUGCUCUGUGUGUGGUAGAAAAUGUAACGAUAAGAGCAAGAUAACUGAACAUAUGAGAAUUCAUACAGGAGAGAAACCAUUAAGUUGCACUCAGUGUGGUAAAACAUUUAGAUACAAGAGCCUUCUAAAUCGACAUAUGAGGAGUCAUACAGGAGAGGAACCUUUAAGUUGCACUUAGUGUGCAAAAAAUUUAACAAUACCUCCAACAUUAUAAAUAUAUAUAUAUAUAUAUCAUUCAUCCAUUUCUCAAGUGACUAUAAAACUAAUAUGUUUUUUUUCAUCAUAUUAUUUUUAGUAUGUGCAAGACUCCUUAACAUGUCCACUUACUGCCACUUUUGUUUAGAAUGUUUCUUUCUCAUAACAUUCGUAACAUUGUUAUUUUAUUUUUUGAUUAGGUUAUUACUUAUCUCUUCAAUGCUGUAACCGUUGUAAGGCAGUGGUUGUCUCAUCCAGGUCUUUGUCAGAGCGAGUGGGCACCUCUGAGGAUGUGCGCCAUGGUCUGGGGAGUGUCACCCCAGGGGGUUUGGUAUUGAUUCCCCUCUUCUGCCCUGGUUGUUUCUACUUUUCCUUCCUGGGAAAGACUCACUCACCAAUGACCUGACUAUUAUCUUUGACAGCUCCGUGUAAGCCCCCGCCCAGACUGCUAGGAACAUGGGUGUGACACUUGACAGUCAACUAUCCCUUACUGCAAACAUUACUGCAACAACGUGUUCCUGUAGAUACAUGCUGCACAACAUCAGGAGAAUAGGUCCCCUUCUCACUCAGAAGGCAGCGCCGGUUCUGGUCCAGGCUCUGGUCAUCUUACACUAUUCCAGCUCCCUCCUGGCAUGUUUACAUCCAGGACAUGGUCAAACUUCACACCCCAGCCUGUUUACUCCCCUCUUCACCUGCCGAUCAGCUUAUUCCUCUCUCAAUGUGAGCUAACCACUCGACCAAAUAACGACUGUUUGCUGUCAAGGGUCCUAAAUGGUGGAAUGAGCUCCCCAAUGACAUAAAGACAGCAGAAAUCUAAACAUCUACCACUGCAGACUAAAAACAUUAUACCUGGGAUUGAUCAAAUUAAAAGAUUCUGUUUAAUAGCACUUAUAUUGAACUUAAAUAUGGCACUUUGUAGUUUUUGCUUGUCUUGAAGAACAUUUUACUGUCUUGAUUCUUGAUCUGGGUUUGUACACUCAUGGUUGAAUGUACUGAUUGUAAGUUGCUUUGGAUAUGAGUGUCAGCUAAAUUAAAUGUUAUGUAAUGUGAUUGAACUCUUUAGGUUGCUGCUGGUGUCAGAUGCAUUAUAAAUCACAGCAGGCAAUGGACUUGUUUGUCUUUUUCUUUAUUGUGGCAUUACAAAUACACAACUUACUUAGAUUUCUGCCUCUGUGCCUUCUGCACCUUGACGACAAACUCCUGCU
Messenger RNA from Platichthys flesus (European flounder), 2719 nucleotides. Its product is annotated as zinc finger protein 391-like. The transcript has 2 exons. The record is from RefSeq and is a predicted model, not a curated record. Gene Ontology annotation, cellular component: nucleus. NCBI's taxonomy places the organism in Eukaryota, Metazoa, Chordata, Actinopteri, Pleuronectiformes, Pleuronectidae. The coding region runs from base 25 to 1497 and encodes 490 amino acids. Gene Ontology annotation, molecular function: RNA polymerase II cis-regulatory region sequence-specific DNA binding; DNA-binding transcription factor activity, RNA polymerase II-specific. Gene Ontology annotation, biological process: regulation of transcription by RNA polymerase II.